AUGGGCGGCCAAAAGACAGCCAUUCUGUCCGUGUACGACAAGACCGGUCUUCUUGACCUGGCCAAGGGACUGCACGAAUGCGGUGUCCGCCUACUUGCGUCUGGCGGUACAGCCAAGAUGAUCCGCCAGGCCAACUUCCCAGUCGAAGAUGUCUCUGCCAUUACCAAGGCGCCUGAGAUGCUCGGUGGGCGCGUCAAGACGCUGCACCCUGCUGUUCAUGGCGGCAUUCUCGCACGCGACCUCGACUCGGACGACUCUGACCUCUCUGCAAACAGCAUCGACAAGAUUGACUUUGUCGUUUGCAACCUGUACCCCUUUUCUGAGACGGUCGCUCGCAUCAACGUCACAAUCCCAGAGGCAGUUGAGGAAAUUGACAUUGGAGGUGUGACUCUGCUCAGGGCUGCCGCAAAGAACCACGCCCGCGUCACUAUCAUCAGCGACCCCAACGACUACCAUGACCUCCUCACUGAGCUUAAGAAGAACGGCGAAGUCUCGGAGACCAGCAGGCAGCGUUAUGCCCUGAAGGCUUUCGAGCAGACUUCCUCAUACGAUACCGCUAUUUCCGAGUUUUUCAGGAAGAAGUACGCGGGCGACGGUGUCCAGUACCAGACCCUCCGAUACGGUGCCAACCCUCACCAAAAACCCGCAACUGUCUCCAUGGCAGAGAAGCCCCUACCAUUCAAGGUGCUCUGCGGUUCUCCAGGAUACAUCAACUUGCUCGAUGCGCUCAAUGCAUGGCCGCUCGUGCAGGAGCUAACCAAGGCACUGAACUACCCAGCUGCUGCCAGCUUCAAGCACGUCUCGCCUGCCGGUGCAGCCAUCGGAGUCCCCCUCAGCGAGGUAGAGCGCAAGGUAUACAUGGUUGAUGACAUUGAGGGCAUCGAGACUUCAGGACUGGCGCAGGCAUACGCGAGGGCCCGUGGUGCCGACAGGAUGUCAAGUUUUGGUGACAUGAUUGCUCUGUCAGCCGAGGUUGAUGUCCCAACCGCCAAGAUUAUCAGCCGUGAAGUGUCCGACGGUGUCAUUGCUCCUGGUUACAGCGCUGAAGCCCUGGAGAUCCUCAAGAAGAAGAAGGGUGGAAAGUACCUAGUUCUUCAGAUGGACCCCGAAUACGUCCCAGGCCCAGAAGAAUCUAGGACCGUGUUCGGCAUCACGCUCAAGCAGCACCGCAACGACGCCAAGAUCCUUCCUUCUGACACAUUCAACACAGUCAUUGUGCCUAAGAACUCUCCUCCGCUACCAGAGUCAGCUCAGCGCGAUCUUACCGUCGCUACCAUUGCUCUUAAGUACACUCAGUCAAACAGUGUAUGCUAUGCGCUCAACGGCCAACUCAUUGGUCUUGGAGCUGGCCAGCAAUCACGUAUUCACUGCACUCGUCUUGCUGGUGACAAAGCCGACAACUGGUGGAUGCGUUUCCACUCAAAGACGCUCAACCUCAACUUCAAGAAGGGUACCAAGCGCCCCUCCAAGUCUAAUGCCAUUGAUCUCCUUUGCUCAGGUCUCGUUCCCGAGUCAGGCAUUGAGCGCGAGGACUUUGAGGCGCACUUUGAGGAGGGCCAUGUGCCGCAGCCUUUCACGGCCGAGGAACGCAAGGAAUGGUUGUCGAAGAUGGAGAGCGUAGCAGUCAGCUCCGACGCUUUCUUCCCCUUUAUCGACAACGUCUUCAGAGCGCACAGGAGUGGAGCCAAGUACAUUGCUGCACCCACAGGUAGCCAGAACGAUGGCGCCGUUUUCGAGACGAGUGAGAAGCUGGGCAUCACCUUUGUUGAGCAGCACAUCAGGCUGUUCCACCACUAA
This is a messenger RNA of Bipolaris zeicola 26-R-13, 1797 nucleotides long. RefSeq lists its product as uncharacterized. The record is from RefSeq and is a predicted model, not a curated record. The transcript has 4 exons. Bases 1 to 1797 code for a protein of 598 amino acids. Gene Ontology annotation, cellular component: cytosol. NCBI's taxonomy places the organism in Eukaryota, Fungi, Ascomycota, Dothideomycetes, Pleosporales, Pleosporaceae. Gene Ontology annotation, molecular function: IMP cyclohydrolase activity; phosphoribosylaminoimidazolecarboxamide formyltransferase activity. Gene Ontology annotation, biological process: 'de novo' IMP biosynthetic process.